AUGUAUCUCCCCCGCCAUACACUCAUCAGAACCUUCCUCCACCGCCGCCCCUUCUCCCAUUCCGCCGCCGCCAUCCUCCACCCUCCAGAGCCAGACCUAGAGCCUCUCACCUACCUCCCAGGCUUUCCAAAACCCGAACCUAAGUACGACGAGACCAUCCUCGCUAUCCCCCGCAGAGAUUCCGGGAAGAACAUUUCGGCAAAGGAGCGCAAAGUCGGCCGCGUUCCGAGCAUAGUCUUCGAACAGGAAGACGGCCAGCACGGCGGUAACAAACGCCUCAUUUCCGUCCGCUCCGAUCAGAUCAGGAAGCUCGUUAACCACCUCGGACGCUCGUUUUUCCUCUCACGUCUCUUCAAUCUACAAGUUCUUCACCAAUUCGACUCCGAUUCAAACGCUAACGUCGACGAUAUCAUUGAAAACGUUCGCGUUUUGCCCCGCAGUAUUCAUUUGAAAGCUGGCACAGAUGCACCUUUGAAUGUUACAUUUAUAAGGGCUCCGUCAGAUGCUUGGUUGAAAGUUGAUAUUCCUAUUGUAUUCAUAGGAGAUGAUAUAUCCCCUGGACUCAAGAAAGGUGCUUCUUUGAAUACCAUCAAAAGGACUGUUAAGUACCUAUGCCCUGCAGACAUUAUUCCUCCAUAUAUUGAAGUGGAUUUAAGUGAGUUAGAUGUGGGCCAGAAGGUGCUCAUGGGCGAUCUCAAAAUUCAUCCUGCAUUAAAACUUCUUCACUCAAAAGAUGAAGCUGUUUGUAAAAUUAUGGGCCAAAGGGUUUCUGAACUACAACCAAAGAAAUCCAAGUAA
Molecule: messenger RNA, 798 nt
Organism: Vicia faba (fava bean)
Lineage: Eukaryota; Viridiplantae; Streptophyta; Magnoliopsida; Fabales; Fabaceae
Source: the annotation of a GenBank genome assembly